Messenger RNA from Trematosphaeria pertusa, 1782 nucleotides. Its product is annotated as glutamyl-tRNA amidotransferas-like protein. Gene Ontology annotation, biological process: glutaminyl-tRNAGln biosynthesis via transamidation; mitochondrial translation. The record is from RefSeq and is a predicted model, not a curated record. The transcript is spliced from 3 exons. Gene Ontology annotation, cellular component: glutamyl-tRNA(Gln) amidotransferase complex; mitochondrion. Lineage: Eukaryota; Fungi; Ascomycota; Dothideomycetes; Pleosporales; Trematosphaeriaceae. The coding region runs from base 1 to 1497 and encodes 498 amino acids. Gene Ontology annotation, molecular function: glutaminyl-tRNA synthase (glutamine-hydrolyzing) activity.
AUGUCCCUCCUUAGACAUGCCAAACAGCAUCUCUCCAACCAGUUGAAGUACGAGCAUCUCAAUGCCUUCGUCUCGCUCGCCGACCGCGCCUCAAUUCUCACUCGCGCCGAAUCCGCCGACGCGUCUCCUCAAGGUCACAAUGUAGGAAAGCACAGCCCGUAUGGCAGACUAGUUGCCAUCAAGGACAAUAUAUGCACGGCUGAUCUCCCCACCACGGCCGCAUCGGGCAUCCUGAAGAAAUUCAUCAGCCCGUAUGAUGCAACGGUGGUAGAGCGGCUCCGCGAUGCCGGGGCCAUCAUUGCCGGAAAGACGAACAUGGAUGAGUUCGGGAUGGGAUCGCAUUCUGCGCACUCGUACUUCGGCCGUGUGAAGAUGGAAGGUCUUGAGGGACAAGAGAAGAGUGCGGGUGGGAGUUCGGGGGGUAGUGCGCUUGCGGUUGCUACCGCGCAAUGCUGGGCGGCUCUGGGGACGGACACGGGCGGUUCCGUACGACUGCCUGCUGCGUAUACCGGCGUUGUGGGGUUCAAGCCGAGCUAUGGCCUCCUUUCAAGAUGGGGAGUUAUUGCGUACGCCAAUUCGCUAGAUACAGUGGGAGUAUUGGGCAGUGAUAUCGAGACAGUUGAAGGUGUGUUUGACACCUUAAACGUCUACGACCCGCAGGAUCCCACCUCGCUCCUUCCAUCAACACGAUCUUGUCUCAGUUCGGAGAAGAGCUUGUGGGGUCCCCUCCGGGUCGGUAUUCCGCUAGAAUAUAAUAUCGAAACUUUACAUCCCGGGGUCCGAAAAACAUGGACUCGCUCCCUGGACCUCCUACAAGAGCGCGGGCACACACUACAUCCCGUCCGACUACCGGCAACUCAGCACGCCUUGUCAGCAUACUAUGUUCUCGCUCCUGCGGAGGCAUCUAGCAACCUCGCAAAGUAUGACGGCGUAAGAUAUGGGAGCAGAGCCGAAGGCAGUGAUGGUACGCCUGAGAGCGUGCUCUUCGCGAAGACGCGGGGACAGGGCUUCGGACCCGAGGUUCAACGGCGGAUUCUGUUGGGCGCUUUCUCGCUGAGCGCGCAAGCAAUCGAUAAUUACUUCAUUCAGGCUCAGAAAGUCCGGAGACUGGUCCAGCAAGACUUCGACAAGGUGUUCAAGGCCUGUAAUCGGCUUGUAUCCCGCUCGUUUGCUGUGGAAGAGACUGGUGUGGAUAUCCUGCUCUGUCCAACCGCCCCGACUCUGGCUCCGCUCCUCACCGACAUCGAGAAUCAAGAUCCGAUCCACGAGUACAUGAACGACGUCUUCACUGUUCCCGCGAGCUUGGCCGGACUUCCUGCGAUAAACGUCCCCGUCUCUAUUGCAGACGAAGAUAGGGAUGUUAAGGUGAGGGAAGGGGGCUUUAAGGAGAGUGCGGGUAUGCAAAUCAUCGGCCAAUAUGGCGACGACAAGCUGGUGCUCGCCGUCGGCAAAGAGCUAAUGCAAGCCGCAUCAGAGAGACAUGAUCACGGGACGUAGCAUCCUGAACCACAUGUACAACAUGUAUAACAUCACAACGACACGUCAACACAGUAGUGGGCAAGAAAUGCGUUUAAACCCCCGGGCCCAGGGGUGUGGGUCCAAAGGAGUGUCCAUUAAUUCCAUACCAUUCCUACAUGAUUGCCUUCAUAACCCUAGUAGCUUGCUCCGACUCCCAUUCGCCAUUCCGAAAUGCAUGGACUUUAACCCGUGAUCCUGGGAUUGAGUGGUUGGUUGGAGUCGAGUUGAGGAUUCAGUGGGUGCGAAGUGAGACGCUUAAUGGCU